Molecule: messenger RNA, 3147 nt
Organism: Ylistrum balloti
Lineage: Eukaryota; Metazoa; Mollusca; Bivalvia; Pectinida; Pectinidae
Exons: 12
Coding region: 1-3147 (1048 amino acids)
Molecular function (GO): protein binding
Source: RefSeq, a predicted model, not a curated record
AUGGAGGGAAAUCUCAGACGAGGAAGACCAACAGUGUGUAUCAGUGAAGCAUUUGAUUUUCUUAAUGAUCCCGAGUAUGGGGGCAAAAGUGUAAAAGAUGGAGAUCCCUUGGAUCAUCGACUGAAAAAGUCUGUCAGUGAUACUGGAAUAAUAACUGGAAAACAUGCUAAUGACUUCAAACACACACCGCUACUAGAGAAAAAUACUUACACUAUCCUCACAUUUGUACAAGGUGAUCAGGCAAAUGGGAAAACUACAUUGACAAAUAGUUUUGAAGACCAGACACUGCCUAUUGAAUCUGAAUCAGAUGAGAAAAAUUUAAACCAAUUCACUAUUGUAACUUGUGUUGAUAAGUCUGGAGAUGAACAUGUAGGGGAGACAACCCAUUCUCAUACAGCAGAGACCACUAGUCCUCAGGAGAGGGAAACAAUCCAUUCUUAUGAAAAAGAACAAAAUUCAAGGGAAUUUAAUUCGAACAAUGGGAAAAGCACAAAUCAAAAUGGAGGCAUCUUAGAAAAUGGCGCACAAGCUGUUUAUCCGUCGCAGUCUGCCAGUUCUGUUUCUCAAACUCAUUCACUGAUACAGAAUGGAGUUGCUAAAAGUGUUAUAAACAUUAACCAUAGUCCUAAAUCAGAGUUUAAUGAAAAAAAUCUUGUGACUGAAGGUGACAAACCAGCCAAGAAAGGGAAUGAUGAAACUACUAGUGUUAUAGGAUCAGAGCAAGGUUACAGUCAAUUGAAGACCGACCUGGUAUCUCAAACAGAAACGGAUGACCAGGAAGUUGGCUCACAUGUCUGUAUUGACAAUCAUUCAUCUGACAUCAUCCCCACAGAGCCCAGUAAAGACCAAGACACCAGUGACCAUGACGAUGAGAAGGUUGUGCGUCGACCUCCAUCAUUAACUGGUCCUGUAACAGCCUCUAGACGAACCCAUCAGAUUGUCAGUGAUGCUUUUCAUUUCUUGAAAGACAUUGACAAUGAUAGUGAAGAUGACUUAAAGGAUCUUGGUGAAGUAUUUCAAUCAACAUCUGGUGACAUUCUUGGGUCAGAACCAAAAUUUUCAGAAAAUAAGGAAGGAGUUCGUAGCACAACACAUAAAAAAUCACUCAAAAAGAUACCACCAGUUCCAGCUCCCAAACCCAAACGCUCAAGUUCUAGUGAUCAGCGUGAAUCAUCCUGUUCAAACCAACAAACUGAUCCGUUAAGCCCUUCCAGAAAGGCAGGUCCCAAAAGUCCACCACCCGUGGCCCCAAAACCAAGACGAUCUACCCCUAGCCUGGUCUCACCUACUACUCCCACUCAGGAGAAUUUCAUCAAGGAACAAGAUGUCAUGAACCCAAGCAUAAACGAAAUCCCAAUAAACCCUGUUCCUGUUGUUGGUGAAUGUCUUGCUGCUCAUGACCAGACCCGUUGCUCAAAUCUAAACCUUUCAAGCUCAAAACCUGACUCCAAUAUGGAGAAUGUGAGUUUCGAUUCAACAACAACCAAAGACAACAUAUCCUUGACCCUUGACCCUACUGUUGGAAAUGACUCUGUGAACUCUGACCCCAUUGUUGAAGAUGGAGGUCUGGUUAUCAAUGAAACAGAUCCAGUUGAUGCCAGCAUUACUGCAGUGUCAUUAAGUCCUGUGAAGAUGAGACCAAGUCUAAGUCGAAGUGAGGCAAUAGACAACUCACAGGCUACCACUGGCGAGGAGGAACUGGGACAAAAUCUGACUCUCAGACGCAAAAAAAGUCGAACAAGGUCUACAACAAAUGAUGAGGACAGUGCUGAUUCCUCGGAUGAUGAUACAGGAAUCUACAACGAGAGUUAUCGUAAUUCAUGCUGGAUACAGAUUGCUGAGGAAGGAGAUUCCUUGCGGUCGGAAUCUCCAGCCUUACCAUCGUCCAAGCCAUUGGAUCAGACUAUUUCUCAAGUUUUGGAGGAAACUGGCUCAUCAGCAGAGGAGGAGACAGGUCCUGUUACUAAUAACAAUACCAAUCCUGUUCAUCAGGAGAGCAAAGAUGAAGUGUUCGUGGACGGAAUUUCCUACAAGGAAGGUCGGUAUCACAAGCGUUCGGAUUCCACCACCACGACUCGCUCAGAGAGUGAGUUUAAACGAGAGUACCAAUUCAGAAGGAAAUGUUUUGUACAGCGUAGUGACAGUCAACAGGAGUAUCACCGACUUUCAGCUAAGUUCUAUGAUCAUGAGAGGCUAUUGGUAAUCAACAGGACAGAGGCGACCUCUGACCUCGGACUUCACAUUCUGGACAGUCACCCAGCUAUUAUAACCUCCGUCGAUCCAGGGAGUCCGGCGGAGAAAGCUGGGGUCAAGAAAGGUCAAAUUAUUAUAAGUAUCAAUCAGGUGAAUGUGUUACAAUCCAGUCAUGCUGAGAUUGUCUCCCUUGUUCAAGAUGGUUCUCUCCAAAUAUCAUUGGAAGUUGCCUCAAGUGAUGUAAGUUUGGUACGAGACCUUCAGUCUCCAAAAGUGUCCGGCUUCAUGCACAAACUUAGCAAUUCAUCAUUUGUACGAAACUGGAAGAAGCGGUUCUUUGUGCUCAGGAAAGACAACUGCCUUUAUUACUACAAGAAUGAUCAGGACUGUUCAGACCCACUAGGGGCUCUUCCGCUUCUCAACUACACUGUGUCAAAACACACAGACACCAGCAAGUCACACUGUUUCAAGGCCGAGAAGUACGGCGCCAAGACUUACUAUUUCUACGUGGACACGCGUGAGGAAAUGGCCAGAUGGGUGUGUGCAAUGAAUGAGGCAGCCAUGGUAUCAAAAAAGAGGAAGGAAUCCUGGAUGGAUAUAACAAGUCACAAUGUUGGGUUACCUGCUCUCGAAAUACGUCGCGCAGAGUGCACUGGAUACCUUCGCAAGAGUAACAAAGCCAUGAAAAACUGGAACAAACGUUACUGUGUCCUUAAGGAUGCCUGUCUUUAUUACUACAAGUCCAUGAACUCACAAAAUGCUCAAGGUAUGGCUCAUCUCCAUGGUUACCGAGUGGACAUGACAGGGAUACCGGUGAAACCUUUCAGCUUCAUUCUCCAGCCACCAGAAACACAGAUGAGGACAUUUUAUUUUAUUGCUGAAAACGAAACUGACAAACAAAGAUGGGUUGAAGCUCUGAGGAAAUCAGUAGAACGAUGGAUCAAGGUGGAUUAA